Molecule: messenger RNA, 707 nt
Organism: Eriocheir sinensis (Chinese mitten crab)
Lineage: Eukaryota; Metazoa; Arthropoda; Malacostraca; Decapoda; Varunidae
Exons: 2
Coding region: 109-372 (87 amino acids)
Source: RefSeq, a predicted model, not a curated record
CAGCACAGGAGGGAGGGACGGGAUGAGAGGAUGGGGGACUCACGUCCUAUAUAAGUGGAGGACGAGGGUUCUGUGUUGUAGUCGCUGCUCACAACAUCCACCGCCAUCAUGAAGGUUAUCCUGAUGCUCUGUCUCCUGGGCCUGGCCUCCGCCAACGUCGUGCCCCUCUUCUACGCUACACCUGGUGGCAUCAGCCCGUACGGGAUCCCCGCCUACAAGCCGGCGAUGGCUUACUCUCCUGUCUACACCCCUUUCGUGCAGCCCGGCUACGUUGCCAAGACCCCCGGCGCUGAGCACUACGCUCCUCUGCCUGAGGGCCUUGGCUAUGCCUCCCACCACAUCAACGUGAAUAAGGCACCCGGCACAGAGUAGGCCCCUUCUGCCCCAGUGACGGUGGCCACACGUGGCAACGCCACCCUAAUGAUCUAACCUUCCUCUUUAACUUUUCAUGUCACCUCAUUAUGAGAAAAUCUUACUUGAUUAUUAGAUGGCCUGGAUGGAUAUGAUCAUAAGUUGAUUUUUCAAGUUCCUGGAUCUCCACCUGCACCCCAACACUCAUCUGCAGGAUUCUUCUAAAAGAAAAAGAAAACAAGGCUCAACACAAAAUUGUCCUCGUCUGAGUCCCAUUUUGUUUCAGGAGAUUUUAAGAACUGACUUAUUGAUGUGAAAGAAAAGUUUUGGCUAAUAAAUACGUAUAUACAUACAAA